This is a messenger RNA of Vitis vinifera (wine grape), 1973 nucleotides long. RefSeq names its product probable E3 ubiquitin-protein ligase RHC1A. Gene Ontology annotation, biological process: protein ubiquitination. The record is from RefSeq and is a predicted model, not a curated record. Gene Ontology annotation, molecular function: ubiquitin protein ligase activity. The coding region runs from base 699 to 1709 and encodes 336 amino acids. Gene Ontology annotation, cellular component: cytoplasm. NCBI's taxonomy places the organism in Eukaryota, Viridiplantae, Streptophyta, Magnoliopsida, Vitales, Vitaceae. The transcript has 2 exons.
AGUACAAAAUAUGAGACAUUAUAUCUUAUCUUAUAUUUGGUUAGUGAUGAGUUAUCGACCAAACAUGGGAUAAAACAAAUGUUACGAUAUUUUUUAUUAAUAACCAAGCAACCUUUUAUGGCUCUUAGUACUCUCCAUGGAGACCUAAACUUGAGGGUAUUGACGAUCCUACAACAAGAAGCAUCGGGUAAAUCUAUGCUAAGAUAUGAUAUAUGUAUAUCACAUCUAUCAUAAAUUUAUUUAUUUAUUUAUUUAAUUUUUUUUAUAUAUUCAUUUUACAAAAUAAUUUUCUUAUUAUAAUUAAAUUUAUGAAUAAACAAAAAGUUAAAAAAAUAUUUAUAAAAUAAUAUUAAUUAUGUAUAUAAUUUAUUUUUAUAUAUUGAAUAACAUAAUAUAAAAAAUUUUAUUUAUAAAGUUUAGAUUUUCCAUCAUGUCCCAAUAUUAGUAAAUUAGAAAAAAAAAAUUGGAAAAAGAAAUAAAAGACCAUUUACUGGAAACUAGGGGCUUUUGACUGAGUCCACACUCCAAAGACCUAUCCACAGAGAAUAAGACUCUCUCCCCUUCUCGCUCUACCUACUUGCCUGAGUCCACUAUGAUCGCUGCUCAAUUCUCUAAUUUCUCUUGACUUCUCUCUCGGAGGGAAAACUGUUUGAAGGACAAGAUUAGGGUUUGGUCUAAAAGAUUUAUUAGGGGAGGAAAUGUCGACUGGUGGAAACACACACUGGUGUUAUCAAUGCAGGCGGAGGGUUCGUCUUCAAGGACGGGACACGGUUUGCUCUUAUUGCUAUGGAGGCUUUAUACAAGAGCUCAAUGACCUGGAAGGUUUAGUACCAGAAGCUUUCUUGGGGUCUCAGAACUCAGAAGAUAACCAUGGCCAGAUGUCUUCAAUUUUUGAUGCUUUUAAUGGUCUCGUGAGACAGGGCAAUGCUGACCAAAGAUUUGGACUUGUGAAUGCUGUCAAUGAUUUUAUGAGGCAGAGAAUGGCAGGACGAAACCCGAACUUUGAUGUUAGAGUGAGAUCUGGUUUGGUUCCUGAAGACAACAGCAUGAGUGGCUAUCGUUCAGGUCCUUGGUUGGUAUUCCAUGGCCAGAUCCCCGUUGAAGCCCUUUUCAGUGGUGGUACAGGCAGGGGAGGUAAUGUUGGUGACUUGUUUUUGGGCCCUGGACUGGAAGAACUGAUUGAACAACUUACCAUGAAUGAUAGGAGGGGUCCUCCCCCGGCAACUCGUUCUUCCAUUGAUGCUAUGCCCACUAUUAAGAUCACGCAGAGGCAUCUUCGCUCUGACUCACACUGCCCUGUUUGUAAAGAUAAGUUUGAGUUGGGUUCUGAAGCAAGGCAGAUGCCAUGUGACCAUAUAUAUCACUCAGACUGUAUUGUUCCUUGGUUGGUUCAGCACAACUCAUGCCCUGUUUGUCGCCAGGAGCUGCCUCCACAAGUUUCUGGUAAUGUUCGUGGUCAACAAAGUUCAAAUGGUGGAAACAGGAGCAGCAGGAGUGAGAACAGGAGCAGCAGCAAUGGCAGUAGUGCCAGUGGCAGCGAGAAUGGUGGGCAGAGUCAGGGAAGGAGGAACCUGUUCUCGUCUUUGUGGCCUUUUGGCUCGUCAAACCCAAAUGCUCAUCAUUAUGAUGAAACAGGAGGAAGCAGCUCAAGAACCCCCCAUGGAGAGAAUCAUGAGAUGGAUUACUCUGGAUGGCCUUCUGAUUACUGAGGUCCUGUUAGUGCUUUGCUUGCUUUAUUUUCUUUGUUGUGUGCCUCUACAAUUCACUUCGUAUCUACAAAUAAAGAAUAGUGAUAUGGUAGAUGGAGAAGUGGUUUCAGAAGAACUUGGCUUUAUGUUGAUCUUGAAUCUGUUAUUGAAAGGUUAUUAGAAUGUCUGUCAAUAGGGGGUGAUUUUCUUUUACUUUGUAUAAAUGAUGACAGUAUGUUUUUCACGUGCAUCUUUCCUGGUAAGUGUACUGUGCACCUUAGUUCC